AUGUUCGCCAGUUCGCCAGUUCUCGCUGCGCCACAAUGCCAGGUACUGUACAAAGUACUGUACUAUGCUAGAAGUGAACUGUACUACCGGAGUACGACUGCUCAGCCGGCCUUUUCUGCCGGUGUUUUACGUGCACUUCGUACUCUGUACUCUGUAGGUGGAGCACUCUACGCGCGAGACGUACAUGGAAUUCAGCCAGCCUCACGCUCGCAUCGUACUCUGUACAGUAUCCUGAAACUACAUCUGACCUUAGGUGCCCACGACGUAGCAAAUCAAGUACAACGACAGAUCAGCAAGGGACGAAAAAAGGUGGACUCGCGGAUACGGCGGAAGGAGCGGCGAGAGCGGGAGCGGAUACAGAACGGUGACCAGAUAAACGGACAGGCAGACAGGCAGACAUACAGACCAGUGACCACACAAUCGAACAGGCAGACAGGCAGACCUACAGAACAGUGACCACACAAUCGAACAGGCAGACAAAUUAAUAUCAUGCAGUCACAUAUAGC
This is a messenger RNA of Xylona heveae TC161, 506 nucleotides long. RefSeq lists its product as hypothetical. The transcript has 3 exons. NCBI's taxonomy places the organism in Eukaryota, Fungi, Ascomycota, Xylonomycetes, Xylonales, Xylonaceae. Bases 1 to 456 code for a protein of 151 amino acids. The record is from RefSeq and is a predicted model, not a curated record.